AAUCUGUCAUCAACAUGGUCCUCAGAGGAGAGUUUGCCUUGGUUGUCAUCUCAUUGACCCUUUUAGUCUCCAUCAACAUGGUUGGUGCCAGCAGUAUACCCAUGAGAGGAGGCUGUUUCCGGUUGUCCUCGGAGAUUCCAGUGUUCCGUCUGCAGGGCGAGGCAGUGGUCCUGAGAUGCUCUUUUUUGGAGCGAUACCUCUUCAGACAGGGCUUCUCCCAGGAUGAGGGUGCCAUGCGCUACCUCAGGGUUGAUGGUGCCGGCCGGGAGGACUCCAUCCCCAUGGCGGAGGGGCUGAGGGUGCAGGAACAGACACGCCGUCUGUGGUUCCUGCCCGCUCAGGCCGCUGACUCCGGGACUUACUCCUGUGUCUUCAGAAAUGCUUCCUACUGCUGUGCUUCAAACAUUACGCUCCAAGUGUAUGAAGCAAGACAGCCUCACCUGGAUAACAUAUCCUACCCCAUGUUUGCUUUCCAUGGCCGAAAUAUGAAGCUCAGCUGUCACCAUAUAAAUGAAUUUAACAUCAGCGGGAACCUGAAGUGGUAUAAGGAGGCCACUGCUAUUGCCCUUUCCACAAACAGGACUCGUUAUCACAGAGAAACCAACACGUCGCUCACCAUUCAAAACGUGGCCACGACAGACGAGGGAACGUACACGUGCCGGCUGCAGAUAGUCUUCAACACCACGGAGUACACCGUCUCCAGGGUCAUCAAGCUUAGCGUGAGAGCACCUGAACGCAGAGGCACUUUACCAAGUGUCAAACCCACAGCCUCUUUACCAAGUGUCAAACCCACAGCCUCUUUACCAAGUGUCAAACCCACAGCCUCUUUACCAAGUGUCAAACCCAGCCACAGCUCUGUGAAGUUGGAGAGACUUCGGCCUAAAAUUAUUGCUCCAGUAAAUGGCACCAUCUUCCAAACUGCUUUUGGAUCAGGUCUUUUGAUAAUGUGCGCGGUCUCAUCUGGGAACCAAUCAGCAGACUCCACAGAGGUCACAUGGUUGCUAAAUGGUCAGACUGUGUCGGAGUCCUUCCUGGGUGGUCGUGUUUUAUUGGGAGAGAAAAGGGUUACUGCAGCGGAUGGGGUCAACUACAUUGAGCUGAGGCUGAUAUUCCUGGAGGUAUCUGAGGAAGACACCAUGGCAGAGAUAAAGUGUGUCGCUCAGAACCCCAGAGGAAGAGAAGAGGUGGUGGUUCAGGUCAGACUGGGAGAUUCCCUAUUCACAUGGCUCAUAGUGGCAGCUGCAGGGACUAUUUGUUUCCUAACAGUGGUGUGUCUGAUCCUCUGCCAGCUCCUCAAAUCCAAACAAAAGGUCAAAGAUUACAUCCUGGCAAGGCAGGACAGCACCUUCUGAAAACCUAGUACUGCACUGCCUGCUCCUCCUGAUUAUGAAUUACAGUUAUAACUCUACUGGAUACAAGAAAAAACAGUGACAAACUAUGCCCAAUGUGCUUGAAGCCAGUAAUUGAGAGAGGACUGAAAGGGUGUUUAACAGCCAGGACAAUCACGCUGAAGGCCUCUUUAACCGGACAACUUCACGGGGACUGGCCUGAAAUUAGGGUCCCUGGAGCAAUGA
Molecule: messenger RNA, 1574 nt
Organism: Conger conger (European conger)
Lineage: Eukaryota; Metazoa; Chordata; Actinopteri; Anguilliformes; Congridae
Product: interleukin-1 receptor type 2
Exons: 10
Coding region: 15-1352 (445 amino acids)
Molecular function (GO): interleukin-1, type II, blocking receptor activity
Source: RefSeq, a predicted model, not a curated record